This is a messenger RNA of Spizellomyces punctatus DAOM BR117, 4212 nucleotides long. RefSeq lists its product as uncharacterized. Bases 1 to 4134 code for a protein of 1377 amino acids. NCBI's taxonomy places the organism in Eukaryota, Fungi, Chytridiomycota, Chytridiomycetes, Spizellomycetales, Spizellomycetaceae. The record is from RefSeq and is a predicted model, not a curated record. Gene Ontology annotation, molecular function: serine-type endopeptidase activity; tripeptidyl-peptidase activity. Gene Ontology annotation, biological process: proteolysis. The transcript is spliced from 12 exons. Gene Ontology annotation, cellular component: cytosol.
AUGGUUUGGCGUACAUGGGUGCGCUCUUCGGCAGAUCUUCAUCUCCUGUAUACACGCCGUGUUAACAGACCUCCUUUGCCAUUAGUUAGUCGGUGUGCAGGCCUUUGCAGUGGUCAAAGAUCUCAAGUACAAGCCGGAUUUGACCAAACCUCUCAAAGUCAUAGCAGAUCCUUAUUUUGUGAAUACGCGCACGGACAGGGAGAGAUGGGACUGCAUAACAUUCAACAUUUUCCUAUUCAAGGGCUACUUCCAAAGGAGGAAACCCAAGCCGCUUCGUUUGUCCGUAAAAACCCCGAAUUUGAUGGACGAGGGACGGUCAUUGCUAUCCUGGAUACUGGCGUUGAUCCCGGUGCACCUGGUCUGCAGGUCACCACAGAAGGUCUUCCAAAGGUGAUUGACAUCAUCGACUGUACUGGAUCUGGCGACGUGCAAUGUACAACGGUUGUCGAAGCUUGUUCAAUUGAGGAAGACGGGAAAACACGCCGUAUUCUCCAGGGGCUCUCAGGGCGUACGCUGACGAUUGGCGACUGGCACAAUCCGACUGGCAAGUAUCGGCUGGGGCUCAAGAGGUCGUCCGAGUUAUUUCCAAAACCAUUGGUCGAUAGACUUCAAAAGGAUCGCAGAAAGAAGUUUGAGAUUGAGCACCAUUCGCUCGUGACUAAGACCGAGCGUGAACUUGACCAUUUGGAGAGCGUUCAGGAGCCGGGAGACAAGGAAGAGCAUGAGAUUCGAAAGGUGGAUACCAAAACGCGGUUGGAAGUGCUCAAGGAGCAAUGGAAAAACUACGAAGACCCUGGGUUUAUCAUCGACUGUGUGGUUUUUCAUGACGGAAGAAAAUGGCGCGCUGUGGUCGACAUGGACGAAUCUGGAGAUCUUAGAAAUGCUCCCCUGUUGACGACAUAUUCCGACGAGAGGCAGUUUGUGCGCUUCAGCGAUGAUUCUAUGCUGAACUUCUCUGUUAACAUUUAUGAUGAAGGCGAAACUUUAAGUAUUGUGACACUUGCUGGUUCACAUGGAACACAUGUGGCUGCGAUAUCAGCGGCACAUUAUCCAGAGGAUCGAAAUUUGGAUGGUGUAGCACCCGGUGCACAAAUUGUUUCCCUAAAGAUCGGGGAUACGCGUCUAGGGUCAAUGGAAACUGGAACCGGCCUCAUCCGCGCAGCGAUUGAACUGACGCGCCUGAAAGUGGACUUGGCUAAUAUCUCUUAUGGUGAAGCUGCAUCUAUUCCGGACACUGGGCGGUUCGUUGAGCUUCUGCGUGAUGAAGUUAUCAAUAAGUCAGGUUGCAUCGUGGUCUCAUCAGCUGGGAAUGCUGGCCCAGCACUCACGACUACGGGCGCCCCUGGCGGGACGACGAGCGGGGUAAUUGGUGUGGGGGCGUACGUGACGCAAGGGAUGAUGCAGGCGGAAUAUGCGAUGUUGGAUACAGUAAAGGAAGGAAGCUAUACCUGGAGUUCAAGAGGACCCACAGCCGAUGGCGCCUUGGUGGACAUCUACGCUCCAGGUGCAGCUGUAACGAGCGUGCCGCAGUAUACAACCCAGCAUUCUCAGUUGAUGAAUGGAACGUCCAUGUCUAGUCCAAAUUGCUGUGGUUGCAUCGCUUUGCUGCUUUCUGCGUUAAAAGCCAACAAGAUCCCUUACACUCCGUAUCGUGUCAAAGCCGCGAUCCAAAGAAGCGGUUCAGAUAUUGGCGAUGAGUUUGGAAUCAAAUUCAUACAAGUGGAGCGAGCAUGGGAUCAUCUUUUGGAGACCGGUGCAGCAUUCACUCCCUUCGAUGUGGAAUAUAAUAUCUCGGUUCAGGACAAGCGGAACGCCCGCGGGAUCUAUUUACGUGACAUUGACGAAACGAGUGACGUGCAGCAAUUCCAAGUAGAAGUUCGUCCACACUUUUUUAAGGAAAAUGACCCUGAAGUAAAUGUAAAAAAACUCGACCUAGAAGUCAGAGCGGGUCUUGUGUGUACAAAACGAUGGUUGAGUGCUCCGGAAUAUGUGCUUUUAAACAAUGGCGGGCGAUCUUUCAAUGUCCGGGUUGAUCCGACCACCCUGGAGCCCGGUUUUCACUUCGCGGAAGUACAGGGUUACGACACUCAAAAUCCUAAAGCUGGGCCCAUAUUCAGUAUCCCCGUUACUGUCUGUAAGCCGGAAGCUGCUGGGCACUUUGGUGCCGAAGAGCGUGUCGCAUAUUUCCGCUGGGAAGGCUUGAAAUUUGAACCGGGCACGAUUGUAAGGCGGUUUGUCAGUGUUCCUUUAGGCGCGAAUUUUGCGGAGCUUAUUGUGAGAAGCACCGAUCGGGCUUCACCCGCGCGAUUUAUCGUUCACACGAUGCAGUUGCAAGAGCAAACGCGGUCCACAAAGUUUGAACACUCGUAUAGCUUCAGCCUUUCACGCACUGGUUCAAACCCCUCCACGAGCGACGCUGAACAAUCAGUGUAUACUAAGCUCUUUCCCGUGCUUUCGUACGCGACGCUGGAGGUGUGUCUGGCCCAAUUCUGGUCAUCUCUGGAAUCCAGCAGAGUUGACGUGGAACUCAAAUUCCAUGGCAUUUUUGCUUCCGUCUCUGCGGGGAAUCAGGGAGGAUUGGGUGCGACGACUGGAAGUGGCGGCGAUCUAGUCAUGCUGAAUACCGGGAAUAACGGCUUUAGCAGAGUGGACCUCUGGACAGGGGUUAGGAAGGAGGAAAUCUCUCUUAGCGUUACACUAGAUACUCUUCGCCGAUUCAUUCGACCAAAUGAUGCGAUCAUUUCUCCGUUAAAAUCUCGCGAUGUGUUACCUGACACUCGCCAACUGCAUCAACUAGUUUUGACCUAUGUUGUCAAAAUUUCCGAGGCAGGAGGUGGAGUGAACAUCACACCCCGAGUUCCGAAAGUGAAUGAAGUCCUGUAUGAUGCAUUUUUUGAGAGUUUCGUUUUGAUCGUGUUUGACGCCAACAAAAAGGAACUCUCGUAUCAAGACAUCUACCCAAAGACAUUGAAGGUGACUGAUGGAACAUACACUAUCCGUGUGCAGGUGAUUUCGGGGUCUGUCGAGUUCCUCGAUAGCCUCACCUCCACACCCCUUAUUCUCGACCAAGCACUUGGUAAAUCUGGUUCAUUGAACGCGUACAAGGGAUUGGGCUAUGCUGUCCGGGAGGAUAAGACUGGCUCCUUCAAAAGGCGCACGUUGCAAAGAGGAGAACGGGCUGUUGCAUGGCUUAGCGGUGAAAUUCCGGCGCCUAAAGAUGCUAAACAAGGAGAUCUGUUGGUUGGCAACAUGGAUGUAAUUGGCGGCGGACGUAAAUUGGAUGGAGGUGCGUUGUAUAAGGUCGCAUGGCUCGUGCCACCUUCGCCGAGAGAAAAAGACAAGAAAGACGACACCGGCAAAGAUGAGGAGAAAGACGACGCAACGUUGCUGAGAGAGGCUACCAGAGACUUGGAAAUUUCAUGGAUUAAAAAGAUGAAAGAUGACGGCGAGCGCGAGAAGUUGAUUUCCAAGUUGGAGACAGAUUGGCCUAAUCACUUGCCACUACUGGUCGCCAGAUUGGAGAUGAUUGGCGAAAAGGCCGAGAAGGAAGAGAAACAACAGGAAAAGGAAGGAGGGAAUGUUUCUGAUGGGACGGUAAGUUCCGUGGAGGAGCUUGCAGACAAGAUAUUGGAGGUGGCUGAUGAGAAAGAGGUGGCAAUGUGGUUCGGCGUUCGACGGGAUUCGAAUAGAAUUUAUGGAACGGACAAGGAACGAAAAGAGCGCCUUAGGAAGGGCAAAGAGAUGGAUAAACGCAAGGAAGCGAUUGUGCUGGCAUACACUUACAAGUGUUGGUGUAACAAGCAAGCGAUCCUCAAGUCACCAACUGCUUCCCUCGACAAUUUAGCGCGCUUGCUGGAAGUACUCUAUGGCUGGCUUCCGGAUCCGCCAACUAGUAGUAGCACUCAAUACCUUCUUUUAUGGUCGUGGUUCCAGAGACGUCGGGGACUCUAUGGAGAGGUUGCAAAGGUGACAAACAAGUUUCUAAAGGAUGGAAGUAAAGUUGGGGACGUCAGAUGGGGAGAUGUUGCCAAAGAGCGGGACGAAGCAUUCAAAGCACUUGAGUGGUGUGUCUGGAUGGGAUAUGAAGCACGCUGGGGUUUAGUUAGGAAGCCUGCCAAUUGGUCAGCGUUUUAGGGAUUUUGUUAGUUAAAAGUAGACUUUAUCUUGUUCCUGUGAUAUAUAAACAUUCCGUGCUGGCAAUGUCUUCCCUCU